Linderina pennispora is the source of this 876-nucleotide messenger RNA. RefSeq names its product lipoyltransferase. The transcript is spliced from 2 exons. NCBI's taxonomy places the organism in Eukaryota, Fungi, Kickxellomycota, Kickxellomycetes, Kickxellales, Kickxellaceae. Gene Ontology annotation, cellular component: mitochondrion. Gene Ontology annotation, biological process: protein lipoylation. The record is from RefSeq and is a predicted model, not a curated record. Bases 1 to 876 code for a protein of 291 amino acids. Gene Ontology annotation, molecular function: lipoyl(octanoyl) transferase activity.
AUGAAUUCGCCAAGCAGACGAGGACUCAGCACAGCAGCGCAGCUUGUGCGGUAUCAGAGCACCAGGGCUGAUCGUGUUUUCGCAGCCACCAAGCUCGGCGACUGCACGCUCAGCCGGACGCCCGAUCAGCUCGCCCAGCUGCCGCCCAUGGGGUACGUGUAUCUGGGACAGAUUCCCUACAAGCAGGCGCUCUCGCUGCAGAACCAGCUCAGCCGGCUGCGCAUCGACGAAAUCUACUCUGGGCCGCAGAAGACGCGGACACCGCGGUCCUCGCGGAAGCUCUCGGAUACCAUAAUCCUGCUGCAGCACCAGCCAGUCCAGCCGGAGCUGGACCGCCUGCAUGGCCUCGGGUGCGAGUACUUUGAGACGGACCGGGGCGGCGAGAUCACAUUCCACGGGCCGGGACAGCUGGUGGCGUACCCAAGCAUGUACUUGCUGGACCAUUUUCUGGGCACAAAGUGCUAUGUGAAGGGGCUGGAGAACGUGGUGAUUGAGAGUUGCGCGCAGUUUGGUGUCGAUGCGGACCGGCUCGAGGGGUUCCCAGGCGUGUGGACAUCGGGGACGGAGAAGGUCGCGGCGCUGGGCACGCAUGUCCGGCGGUACGUGACCUCGCAUGGCUUUGCGCUGAACUGCACCACGGAUCUGAAGUGGUUCACUGAGAUUGUGCCGUGCGGGCUGGAGGGCAAGACGGCGACAUCGCUUAAGACGGUGCUGGCGUCGCAGGGCAAGACGGCUGAUGUCAGUGUCGAUACAGUGCUGCCUGUGGUCGUCGACAGUUUCAGCAAGGUGUUUGGGUGCGAUGUCAAGCCGCUCGAGGAUGUAUCGCCGCACACAUUCAACGUGCUACAGGAGCUGCUAAAGAAGCAAUACAUUUGA